AUGGCAGCCACUCAGAAUAACAGCAAUCCUAUCAGUGCUGAUGAAAUUGCCCUCUAUGAUCGUCAGAUCCGCCUAUGGGGUUUGAAGGCUCAAGAGAGAAUUCGAACAUCCAAGAUUCUGUUGAUCUCGAUAAAAGCACUGGGCAACGAAAUAGCCAAGAAUCUCGUUCUAGCAGGUAUCGGGUCUUUGACUAUCCUUGAUGAUCAAAUUGUUUGCGAAGAAGAUCUUGGUGCGCAGUUUUUCCUUUCAGCGGACGACAUUGGAAAAUAUCGUGUCAUCGCAGCGAGCCAACAAAUAAAGCAGAUGAAUCCCCGAGUGCAUGUAGAAGCCGACUCAUCAGACGCGGGAACAAAAAGCCCUGAAUACUUUUCUCGCUUUGAUAUCAUCAUCGCAACGGAUAUGCGCUUUGAAGCUUUUGCAACCAUUAAUGCAGCAUGUCGGGUUGCUAACCGACCAUGCUACGUGGCUGGUAGCCAUGGACUAUAUGGCUUCAUCUUCGCAGAUCUGAUAAGACAUGAAUUUGUGAUCGAGCGUGAGAAAUCAAACAUGGCCCCACAGUCCCAGGAGACAAUGACCCGUGUUGUGCUCCAUGUGACAAGAAAAGUAGAAAAGGACAGGGUUAUUGAGACGGUGACUAAAAGGGAGACCUACACACCCCUCCUCCUCGCCAAUACUUCUCCACUCCCCGACGAGUUUACAAAAGUUGCUCGAAAGCGACGCCAGGUCACUCCUGUAUUAACGUGCAUUCGGGCAUUGUGGGAAUUUCAGCGACUGAGAGCUGGAUGGUUCCCCUCCUUUUCUCGAGAGGACUUAGAGCUUUUUACUCGGCUGGCCAACGAGUGCCAUCUAGAACUGAAAUUAGACCCUUCGACUCUCACCGCUGAAUUUCUGAGAAGUUUUAUCUCCAAUAUUGGAACCGAGAUUAACCCAGUAGUGGCGUUUUUGGGGGGAUAUUUAGCCCAGGAUGCUAUUAAUUUGCUAAGUGCCCGCGAGCAACCUCUUCAAAAUUUUCUAUUUUUCGACGGCGACAAAAAUAUUUCUCCAAUCUACUCGUUGCACCCGUUCUUUCCAAGUCCCGAUGAAAAAAAGACCUUGGCGGGUAGCGGGCAGGGAUCACAGGAGAGCAUGGGUUUAGGAUAA
Ophidiomyces ophidiicola is the source of this 1140-nucleotide messenger RNA. RefSeq names its product E1 ubiquitin-activating protein aos1 (gene AOS1). Gene Ontology annotation, cellular component: SUMO activating enzyme complex; cytoplasm. The coding region runs from base 1 to 1140 and encodes 379 amino acids. Gene Ontology annotation, biological process: protein sumoylation. Gene Ontology annotation, molecular function: SUMO activating enzyme activity. NCBI's taxonomy places the organism in Eukaryota, Fungi, Ascomycota, Eurotiomycetes, Onygenales, Onygenaceae. The record is from RefSeq and is a predicted model, not a curated record. The transcript is spliced from 4 exons.